UGGGGCCGAGAGCAGGGGUUGCGGCCCGGCAGCGGGAUGUGGUGGCGGGCCGGGACGCUGCCUCGCUGCUCGGGACCGCACCAUGCACCCGGCCGUGGCGGUGGGGCUGGUGUUCAGCGGCUGCUGCAGCAACGUGGUGUUCCUGGAGCUGCUGGUCAGGCAGUUUCCAGGCUGUGGGAACAUAGUGACAUUCUCCCAGUUCCUCUUCAUUGCGGUGGAAGGCUUUAUCUUUGAAGUCAACUUUGGGAGGAAGAAGCCAGCCAUACCAUUAAGGUACUAUUUCAUCAUGGUGGCAAUGUUCUUCACCGUCAGCGUGGUGAAUAACUAUGCCCUGAACUUGAACAUCGCCAUGCCGCUGCACAUGAUCUUCAGAUCGGGCUCUCUCAUUGCAAGCAUGGCUCUAGGAAUCAUAAUUUUGAAGAAAAGAUACAGCAUCUAUAAAUACACGUCCAUAGCCCUGGUGUCCUUGGGGAUCUUUACCUGCACUUUCAUGUCUGCAAAACAAGUGGCAUCUGACUCUGGUUUAAAUGAAGAGGAUGGCCUGCAGGUUUUCUUGUGGUGGCUGCUAGGUAUUGCUGCGCUCACCUUUGCCCUCCUCAUGUCUGCCAGGAUGGGGAUUUUCCAGGAGACACUCUACAAGCAGUUUGGGAAGCACUCCAAAGAGGCCCUUUUUUACAAUCACGCGUUACCACUCCCUGGCUUUCUUCUCCUUGCCCCAAACAUCUACCACCAUGCAGUUCUCUUCAGCCAGUCUGAGCCGUUCCAGGUCCCAGUGAUUGGCCUGACCAUGCCAAUCAUGUGGUUCUACCUCCUCAUGAACGUCAUCACUCAAUACGUCUGCAUCCGAGGCGUCUUCAUCCUCACCACGGAGUGCACCUCCCUGACCGUCACGCUGGUGGUGACGCUGCGCAAGUUCGUCAGCCUCAUCUUCUCCAUCCUCUACUUCCACAACCCCUUCACGGCCUGGCACUGGCUGGGCACCUCCUUUGUCUUCGUGGGGACUCUGAUGUACACCGAGGUGUGGAACAGCCUGGGGCCCUUCCUGGCGCGCUGGAGGAAGAGGCCAAAGGAGGAAUAAGAUCUGUGGACUGUCUGCGGGGACUUUCUUUUGUAGAGCAGAGCAGCAGGGAAUCCCCCGAGGGGGUCGUUUUUGUAUCGUGGGGAGGAGGUGUUGGCUGUGCCAAGCUCCUGGGAAUGUGGAGCCCCACUGGGAACCUCUCUGACAUGGAUCAUGGAGACAAGGCAGUUGUUUCUGCCAUGGUUGCAUUUUUUUACUCGGUUCCUUUUGCUUCCAGCUUUCCCCCCCUGAUGGUCAUUUGUUGUUCCUUUAAUGAAUGUAGGAUGUAGAAGCUGAACCCAUUCUCUGCUAGAACCCCAGCCUCCCUGUGCUGCUCUUGUCCACUCCUCCUGCCUUGGUGAGCUGCACCUUGAGCCUGUUUGGUGCCAUCCUUUCAUGUUGAGGUGGCUGUAGUGAAGCCCCAGGGUGCAGCAGGUUGUGAGUUACACUGGAAAAGCCGGGCCUGGCUGUUAACCCCAGUCUUUGUUGCCCUAUCUUACCACCUAUGCUGGAUACAUCUCUAGCUAGAACCUUCCAGUCUGCCCAGUAGUUCCUCCACUGGCUCAGGGGGCUGAUCCUCAGGCCACUGAGACCCCAUCACUAGUAGCCUGAGAAAGCCAAAAGGAGGUGGUGCUAAGGGGACAGAAAGUGCCAUUGUGUCACUUCUGCAGCCUUUGCCAGGAGAUGGUGAAGUGCUGUUGAGGCUUCAUUGAGUCCUCAGAUGUUGCCCUGAUACUUCAGCAGCUGGAGGGUAUCAUGGGUUCCUCCUGCUUUGAUGAGGUCCUCAGUGCAGGUCACUUUCCAGUUGCUUCCUUUUUCCCCUCAUCACAAGCAUGUUCAGAGGGCUUCAUUGCCAACAGUCAGCUGCAACGAGCUUUGCUUAGCCCCCAGUGUGGCCAGGGUUACCCCAGAGCCAGCCCAACCUCAGGGUUCACAUCAUGCCAAGAAACACAAGCUGGCCACUUCACCUCAACUUUCCUCUCGUCCUUCUCCACCUUCACCUUCUUUCUCAUUCUCCUCCAUUUCCUCCUCUCCUUUCCUCUCUUUUUUUUUCUUCUCUCUGUAAUUUCUUUACUCUCUUUCCCUCCUCCUCCCUCCCCUCCUCUUCCUCCCUACUUCCCAUCCUCCUCUUUACCCCUCUUUCUCCCUUCCCCUCCUCUUCGCUACCCCUCUUUCUCCCUACCCCUUCUCCUCCCUUCCUCUCCUCCUCCCCCUCAUCUCCACUCCCCUCCCCUCUGUUGGGCAUCAGCCUCACUCAUGGCAUUUCUGUGCAUCCUAGCAGCACCCACCUGGCACAGGACUGAUGUCCCUUAGUCUCACCCCUCCUCUGGGACAGGGAUGUGUCUCUCAGCAAGGUGCCACAGCUCAUCCAGGAGCAGCUUGGUGUUGAGCAAGAGCAGAGGUUGGCACACAGCCUUGUCUUGGUUUUGUCAUGCUGAUGCUGUCCCCCUCAGCUGUGAUAAUUGGAGCAUCCAGCUAUGUCAACCUGAUUCUCAUCAAGCUUGGCCAAGUAA
Molecule: messenger RNA, 2571 nt
Organism: Pogoniulus pusillus (Red-fronted tinkerbird)
Lineage: Eukaryota; Metazoa; Chordata; Aves; Piciformes; Lybiidae
Gene: SLC35B4
Product: solute carrier family 35 member B4
Exons: 10
Coding region: 83-1078 (331 amino acids)
Biological process (GO): transmembrane transport
Cellular component (GO): Golgi membrane; endoplasmic reticulum membrane
Molecular function (GO): UDP-xylose transmembrane transporter activity; UDP-N-acetylglucosamine transmembrane transporter activity
Source: RefSeq, a predicted model, not a curated record